ACAUCCUUUGGCCCUUCAUGCACCAGUCUGUAGUCCCCUCGCCGACAUCCCGCCACACUGUGAUCAUGGUUGUUGGCCAUGACUCCUUACAUCCUAUUAGGCGUAAUUGUUAUAAACUUUCCCCGACUCGGACGGAGCUCAGCGCGGCCCUGGAGGCGGUAAACACACUGAGAAUAAACAUGUAGCGGCUAUAUGCGGCCGCCCCCGGCUAAUCCUCUGCGCUGACCAUCCGGUUCAUCUAACUUCAUCAGUGAAAGUCCUGCACCACAAGAGGAGAUUUCCUCCUAAAUACCGCCGGGACAGCAUGCUGCAAGUCAACCGUGCCAGCCGUCGAUGUCAUAGCCAGCAGCUUGUUGAAGCUGUCUCCUGCGACGCCACCGGGCACAGCUGAACCCCCGCUGUGAACUUCGACCCCCGGGGUAACCAUGAGCGCGGAUCAUCCCAGUGCGGGCCGCGCCGAGCCUGACUCGGAAAACAGCGAGCUGGCUGACAUGGUGGCGGCCAUGAGCACCACCUCCAGCCACAUGACCCCGCCCAACGGCUACCGGAGCGGACCCCAUCGCACCACGCCCCACCGGCUCACCAUGUCCGACAGGAAGCUGUCCCUGCAGGAGCGGGGGUCCCGCGGCGCCCGGCAGCCCACCAUCGAGACCAAGCGCGUGUCCAUCACCGACGGCGAGGAUUGUGUCCAGCUCAACCAAUAUAAGCUGCAGUCGGAGAUUGGGAAGGGUUCGUACGGGGUGGUAAAAUUAGCCUACAAUGAGGAUGCGGAAAAGUUCUAUGCCAUGAAGGUGGUCUCAAAAAAGAAGAUGCUGAAGCAGUGUGGAUUUCUACGCCGCCCCCCUCCCCAGGGGUCUUGCUCCAAACCCCAGGAGCCUCUGCAGAGGGUGUACCAGGAGAUCGCUAUCCUGAAGAAGCUGGACCACCACAACAUCGUGAAGCUAGUGGAGGUGCUUGAUGAUCCCGGUGAAGACAACCUCCACAUGGCUUUCGAAUUGAUGACAAAGGGGGCGGUGAUGGACGUUCCCACUAAAACCCCCUUCACAGAAGAGCAGGCUCGCUUCUACUUCAGAGACGUUCUCCUCGGCAUAGAGUACUUGCACUACCAGAAGAUCAUCCACCGAGACAUCAAGCCGACCAACCUGUUGCUAGGGGAGGACGGCCACGUGAAGAUAGCGGACUUUGGCAUCAGCAACGUGUUUGAGGGCAGCGACGCGCGCCUCUCCAGCAUGGCGGGGACCCCUGCCUUCAUGGCCCCAGAGAUGAUGGCCGAGCUGGAGCAGGGAGCUGGCUUCAGUGGCAAGGCCUUAGAUGUGUGGGCGAUGGGCGUGACGUUAUAUUGUUUUGUGUACGGGAAGUGCCCUUUUUACCAUGAGUUCAUUGUUGAGCUGCACAUCAAAAUCAAGAAUGAACCAGUGUGUUUUCCACAAGAAACGACCCUAAGUGAGGACCUAAAGGAGCUCAUCCUAUUGAUGCUGGACAAAAACCCAGAAACCAGAAUCACGAUUCCUCAAAUCAAGCUGCACCCGUGGAUGACCCAGCACGGUGCGGACCCCCUGCCCCUGGAGGAGGAGCACUGCACGGCGGUGGAGGUGACGGAGGAGGAGGUCCAGAACAGCAUCCGCCUUAUCCCCAGCCUCUCCGCCGUGAUCUUGGUGAAGUCCAUGCUGAGGAAGCGCUCCUUCGGGAACCCCUUCGACAGCCCCAGGAGCCGGGCCGAGCGUUCAAUGUCGGCCCCUGGUGGCCUGCUCACGGGCACUUGGGGUCUGCUGGGCUCCUCGAUGCACGUCCACCCGUCGCUGAUGAGGGGCAGCAUCGACGGGGAGCUGGAGGAUCUCUAUGAGGACGACGCCAUCCCCGAGUCCAGCUAGACCUCCACGUCUUCUCCCUGAGUACCACUCUCUCUCCCUUCCCCCUCCCUCUCUCUUCCCUCUGAGUACACCUCUCUCUCUCCUUUCCUCCUCCCUCUCUCUCCCUUCCUCCCUCUCUCUCUUCCCUCUGAGUAAACCUCUCUCUUCCUUCCUCCCCCUCUCUCUCUUUCCUCUGAGUAUACCGCUCUCUCUCUCUCUCUCUCUCCCUUCCUCCUCUCUCUCUCUCCCUUCCUCCCGCUCUCUUUUUCCUCUGAGUGCACCUCUCUCUCCCUUCCUCCCCUACCUCUCUCUCUCCCCUCUGAGUGCACCUCUCUCUCCCUUCCUCCCCCUACCUCUUUCCUCUGAGUACACCUCUCUCCCUUCCUCCCCCUCCCCCAACUGAAGAUCCACCAUUCAGUUGGGCCCAUGAUUUGAUUGUUUGGUUUUGAUAAUGUACCACCAAAAUAUGAUUGUGAUACAAAAUGAAGGACGAUUUAAAACAAUCAUCGAGAUUCUAAAGUACUUAAGUUAUUGUUCUGGAUGGAUUAAGAGGUGGCAGUUGGUAUCAUUGGUUGCAUACACAAUGAUAGGUGAAUUGUUCCUUUUUUGUAUGUGUAGUCAUUGAUACUGAAUAGCUGAAUAGUCCUCAGUUGAGGAUGUUUUUGCUAAGCUUCACUUAUUUCUAGACCGAAGUCAAUGUGCAUCGUGCGCCAUCGGGGCUUUUGUCAAACGUGCACCACUAGGGGGCAGCACAGAAGGCUGAUUCUUUAUUCUAUCUUUGUGCUGUCUUCGUUGUCGUCACUGAUUCGCCCAAAUUCAUUGUAUGAUGAGGAAGAAAUUCAGUCUCAAAGUUAAGCAUCCAGUAAUAUUUGUAGUACACAAAAAUGAUCGGAAACGCAGACAAUCUAACUCUUCCUAAGAUUUGCCCUGUUAGGAAUAUACCAUAACACUGCAGUCCUAUACAUUGGCAUUUUUGCAACUGCGUGUUAUUUGUGUGGCCACUAGAUGGCGGCAGGGAGCCCGAGCCAUAGCCAGCAAAUACCUCUCUCCAUAUCCAGUGACUUGAUUCCUGAAAAGCCCGUAUCCGCCCCCACAUAAACGAUCUUGGUCAGAGAUAAAUACAUAACGUCAACCAAACUAGUGUUCAAUAUUGACUUUCCGAUCUUCAGAGGAAGGCUUUUCAUGAAACAAAAAACCUCAGUUGUGUGAAUAUUUACAUAUCCCUUAAUAAAUGUUCUCCUUUUUUUCUUACCUUUCUCUCAAUGCACUUGAUAUAUUUCUGGCUGCAUAUUGGUGAUAAGUAGAGAUGUACAUAGAUGUAUUGUAUUGAUAUGAGGGGAGGGGAGGGAGGGAGGGAGGAAGGGAAGAGGGGGGGGCAUGAUGCAGCAAAAAGAAAGCUGGACUACAGUAAGGAGGAGAAACGGCAGCAACAGUCUUUAAGUCUGAAGUUGAUCAAACCUAUCGAUCCGUCAGACUUGCCUUUUGGAGGCAGCAGAUGCUAACCUACACGCUUGUUGAGCUAUAAGCUUGGGAGUGAGCUGACAUCGCCAUGCAUUAAUAAAAUGACUUACAGUCAUAAUACCAUGUGAUGUCGGGCUGCUCUCAGAGUAGGUAUUGUAAUCAGACGAGACCGUUCGUUAUGUAAAGCACCGAAGCAAAGUAUACAUGAACCGGGGAUAUCCAGAGGGAAACAAGGGUUGAUUUCGUGUUUAAAUGGAUAUUGGCAGCUUAAAAUAUCGUUUCUGUGAAUUAGACCUUGUUGAUACUGUGUGCGUUUUU
Gadus macrocephalus (Pacific cod) is the source of this 3629-nucleotide messenger RNA. It is a transcript of the gene camkk1b, whose product is annotated as calcium/calmodulin-dependent protein kinase kinase 1, alpha b. The record is from RefSeq and is a predicted model, not a curated record. The transcript is spliced from 17 exons. Gene Ontology annotation, cellular component: cytoplasm. Gene Ontology annotation, biological process: intracellular signal transduction; protein phosphorylation; positive regulation of protein kinase activity. The coding region runs from base 426 to 1871 and encodes 481 amino acids. Gene Ontology annotation, molecular function: ATP binding; calcium/calmodulin-dependent protein kinase activity; calmodulin binding. NCBI's taxonomy places the organism in Eukaryota, Metazoa, Chordata, Actinopteri, Gadiformes, Gadidae.